AUGCUGAGGAGGCCGCGGCUGUUCAUGCUGCUGCUGUCCGUGCUGCACGGAACCGGCGUAGCAUCAACGGGCUCAUCCUGGUACCACGUGCACCCCCAGGCAGGGUUCGGUAUCGCUGAUACCGCGGCAGUGGUGCACUAUACAUCGUCUGCCAUACAGUGUGCUCAGCUGUGCUCGAUUUCUGGCUCAUCUGUCUUCUCCGUCACUGAAGAAAACACAGGAAAAGUGAGAUGCAGAAUUGCAUCGUCUGGCUUCCGAGCUGAGAACCUCACCGCCGGCGCCGCUGCUGCAGGAGAAACAACCUACGUCGACGAACUUACCACAGCCGCACCCACUCCAGGACCAUGUCUGACGGCAUUGGAUAUCAACUGCACCACUGUGGGGACUCACUUCUACCAUCCAAGCGACUGCACCAAGUACCUGAUCUGUCAAGGCGGUACCCACCCGGUAGAAAUGCCAUGCGGAACUGGCACCUACUGGAAUAUGGUUAGCCUCAAUUGUGUUGCGUCUCAGCCUGUAAAAUGUUCUUGCCAGACGUCCGUCUGAAGGGUCCAUACACUUGUGAGUAAAACCCCAUACAUAUGCGAGUAAAGGGCCAUAGACACUUGCGAGUAAAGGGCCCCAUACACUUGCGUGUAUACGGCCUACAAAAUUUUUUUGCCCGACGUCCAUCUAAAAGGUUACAUAGGCUUUUUGUGUUUAAUUCGACCCAUUCAUCGCACACGCAAAUUCAAAUAGACGAAAACAUUAAAUUUUAUUUAUAUUUUUGAUGGAUCAAAACAAAAGAAACGUUAUGAACCUAACUAUGAAAAGUUUGCCAUUGGAUAAUUGAUAUUAUUUCAAAAUGUGACAAUGCCAUAGCAGAAAAAUUUAGGUGAACUGCAAUUAUAAGAACCAAAUGCGCUAAUUUAUCGACCCAUUUCUACCACUUCAAUUAAAUAGCGGCAACACUACAUAUAAGACACCCUAAGAAUAUAAGGACAACGAUAUAUUCAAGUUAAAAAAGACCAACAUACUAAAACAAGAACUAAAGUACUUAUAGAUCUUUAAUGUCGUUAUUGUUCAAUUUUCUAUUGAUUUUCAGCAUUUUCAUCGACAAAUCAUCAAUACUACUGUUGCCAUCCUUCUCUUUCAGCCUCCACACGCUCUCCAAAAAUCUAUUUGGAUCCUAUAGCAAACCAAGUCUGUUCCCUCUGCCAGAUACGCAGUCUCUGCUAUCUCCUCUCUGCCUGUUCUCUCAUUCGCCAACUCAAUGUCUAGAGAUACCCGCAAAUAACAUGUAAACAGAGUUUGUUUUAGGGCACUAUUCAAGGCCAUGCUGAAGCACCACCAUCUACGGCUAUAAUUCGCCUUCCACCAACGACAAGGAGAAAUAAAGUGAACUUCCCGAGGCUCAAACCUGCACGGCUAGUUCCUCUCCCUCAUUAGGUCUUUGCAUUUUACUUCAAUCCACACAUCGUACAUAAAACCCUAAUCUUUUAUCCUCUCUUUCUCAAUGUAUUUCUCCCUCACACAGAACAACUCUGAACUCAUACAAAACAGUAUAUACGAAUAUAUAGACCUCCACCUGUGAUGCCAUCAUACAUGCUUCACACUAUGGCAUCGCUUGACUACCAACAGUAGAUAACACAGGCAGUAAUGCCGAUUAGUUGGAGUGGACACAGAACCAAUUUUAUAUCAAUAAUGCUUCAUUGAUGCUGCACGAUAUAGUGCCACAAGAAUUUUUUUUGUAUCGUAGCAAAGACGAACGUUCUAUACGUAGGAAAGAGGAACUGCCGUUUGAAUGAAUAAGAAUAUAAUGUUAUAUCAUCCACCUCGCAUUUAAAUUAUCCUUUCACGUGAUCUUGAAUAUUUAAUGGCACUCAUUUUAGCUAACAAUGUCUCACUGCUCACACAUCUAAAAAUAUUAUCGUGGAAAACAUGUUUUCAAUAAAGAAAUGAAAAACAAAACCAAGACGUGUCUUUUUCUUAGGUGCUCGUCUGUCGAUAAAAUGUAAUUGCAAUUCUUGUAAGUGCAAGUACUUGCAGCAGGUCAUCUUCGCCUAU
This is a messenger RNA of Hyalella azteca, 2046 nucleotides long. RefSeq lists its product as uncharacterized. Bases 1 to 546 code for a protein of 181 amino acids. Gene Ontology annotation, molecular function: chitin binding. The transcript has 4 exons. The record is from RefSeq and is a predicted model, not a curated record. Gene Ontology annotation, cellular component: extracellular region. Lineage: Eukaryota; Metazoa; Arthropoda; Malacostraca; Amphipoda; Hyalellidae.